GUUGUACUUAAAUACGGCCUAAAUGCUUAGUUGUGUGUUUUGAUUUAGCGGCAAUGAGGAUAUUUUAUAUGUCUAUAUGAGUUUAUUGUCAGUAUUCUGUUGCUGUACGUCGUUGUUCCAGUCUUUGGUUUUAGUGAUUAGUUUCUUUGAUUUGUCUGUAAGGGACGCUGUUGGUCAAAAAACGAACGCUAGCAGUGUUUUAGGCGGUGCCUUGUUCAUUCUGCAUCGCUGAGGUGGCUCUCCUGUAGAUUACAGAGUGAAAUGAGGACAGACAGGCGGCUUUAAUUUUUCCCCCUUUCGCGAGAAAAGGAACCUUUAUUACAGCCCAGCGUUGAUCUAAACUCCUAAUUUUGGUCUUCUAACUUUCGUUUGCAUUUUACAAACGUUUAUCAUGGGUUUUCGAGAAUGUAUCGGGAGUCUAAGAUGGCGUUUGUUUCGCAAACUGACGCAGCGAAGCCUGCUAUUUUUGCUUUUUCUCAGCCACACUGCCAGUGCUCAGAUCCGCUAUUCCAUACCGGAAGAAAUGAAGAAAGGAUCUCUCAUCGGCAAUGUGGCGUUGGACCUAGGGAUAGAUAUACAAAGGCUGCGUUCGGGUCGGGCCCGGAUCGUGACGGGAGACAACAAUCAGUACACCGAGCUGAAGACGGACAAAGGGAUUCUAGUAGUGAACGAGAGAAUAGACCGAGAGCAGCUUUGUGGAGAUUUUACACCGUGCAGCUUCAACUUUGAUUUGAUUUUGGAAAACCCAAUGGAGCUCCAUCAUGUAACAGUCGAGGUGCUAGAUAUAAAUGACAACUCGCCUUCCUUUUCUCAGCACGACAUGAAACUGACCAUUGGAGAAUCAGCCGCACCGGGAGCGCGUUUCGUUUUGCCCACAGCCAACGAUCCCGAUGUCGGAGUCAAUGGGCUUCAGGAUUAUCAUUUGUCUGCAAAUGAAAACUUUAUUUUACGAAAACAUUCAAAUGCUGACGGAGGGAAAUAUGCGGAGAUGACGCUUGAGAAACAAUUAGAUAGAGAGCGCAGUCCAAGUCUGACCCUGAAGCUGAUCGCGGUGGACGGUGGGACGCCACAAAAAUCUGGAACAGUAAAUAUUGAUAUCACUGUUUUGGAUGUUAACGACAAUUCUCCUGUUUUCAAUCAGUCAGUCUACAAGGCCUCUGUAGUGGAAAAUGCAACGAAGGGUUCUUAUAUUACGACGGUCAGUGCAACUGAUGCAGAUAGCGGAUCACACGGUUUGAUUCUUUAUUCUAUUUCUAAAAUGCAGGGCAGUAUUGACAGCAUAUUUGAAAUAAACAAGACAACGGGUGUAAUAUUUCUUUCAGGGGAAGUCGAUUUUGAAAAAGCAAAGAAAUACGAAAUUCGUAUUGAAGCAACAGACCAAGGCGCUCUGACAGACUCGAGUAAAGUAAUAGUUGACGUUAUUGAUGUAAAUGAUAAUCCACCUGUUAUUAAUGUGAUGUCAUUCACCAGUCCUAUGUCAGAAGACUCUCCCCCUGGUACAACUAUCGGCAUUAUAAACGUUAAAGAUCUGGACUCCGGAGAUAACGGACACGUUACUUGUAGAAUAGAGCAAAAUGCUCCAUUUAAGAUUAAGUCAAAUUUAAGGAACUACUAUACGUUGGUAACUGAUUCAGUGCUAGAUCGAGAACGUGUUUCAGAGUAUAACAUCACUAUUAUUGCGACAGAUGCAGGAAAUCCUCCUCUGUCAACAAAGAAGACUUUUAACCUCAAAGUCUCUGACGUGAAUGAUAACGCUCCUCUGUUUUCACAAAGCGUUUACAGUGCGUUUAUUGGAGAGAAUAACUCUCCAGGAGUCUCAGUUUUGACCCUAAAAGCUAAAGACCCUGAUGAGAACCAGAAUGCCCGUAUAUCUUAUAUUCUUGAGAACAGUAAUGUGGGAGGAUCUGCCGUUUCUGAAUAUGUCUCUGUAAAUGCUGAAAGUGGAGUAGUUCACGCCGUGCGCUCCUUUGACUAUGAAAACAUGAAACAGCUGGUUUUCAUUAUCAAAGCUCAGGAUGGAGGUUCUCCUCCACUCAGUAGCAACGUGACUGUGAAAAUCCUGAUCCAGGACCAGAACGACAACCCUCCUCAGGUUCUGUACCCAGUCCAGACUGGGGGCUCUAUGGUGGCUGAGAUGGUGCCUCGUUCAGCAGAUGUGGGCUAUCUGGUGACUAAAGUGGUGGCUGUGGAUGUGGACUCUGGACAGAACGCCUGGCUCUCCUAUAAACUGCAGAAAGCCACAGACAGGGCGCUGUUUGAAGUGGGCUUACAGAAUGGAGAAAUCAGAACCAUCCGCCAAGUGACUGAUAAAGACGCAGUCAAGCAGAGGCUGAGUGUUAUAGUGGAGGACAACGGGCAGCCCUCUCGUUCAGCUACAGUCAUUGUUAACGUGGCGGUGGCGGACAGCUUCCCUGAAGUGCUGUCGGAGUUCACGGACUUUACACACGACAAGGAGUACAAUGACAACCUGACUUUUUACUUAGUGCUGGCUCUGGCUGUAGUUUCCUUCCUGUUCAUCACGUGUUUAGUGGUCAUCAUAUCAGUCAAAGUGUACAGGUGGAGACAGUCUCGCAUCCUGUAUCACUCCAACCUGCCUGUGAUUCCAUAUUAUCCACCACGUUACUCAGACACUUUGGGGACAGGGACUCUCCAACACGUGUACAACUACGAGGUGUGCAGGACCACUGACUCCAGAAAGAGUGACUGUAAGUUCGGCAGAGCCGGUAGUCAGAACGUGCUGAUCAUGGAGCCCGGUUCAACAGGGACGAUGCAGAGGAUGCAGAGUGAAAAGAGCAUCCUGGACGAACCAGACUCUCCUCUAGAGGUGAGCCUAUUUAUGUCUUUAUUGGCAGCGAUUGGUCAGCACCAUGGACAGAGGUACAAAUUGUUUUUUUUUUUGUCUUUUUCUUUCAGCUAUGUUUUAGAAAACAACGUCAUGGUUCAAUGGUUCAACCCAUAUUGUUUAUUAUUGUUUGCAAUUGUAUCCAUCUAA
Molecule: messenger RNA, 2992 nt
Organism: Betta splendens (Siamese fighting fish)
Lineage: Eukaryota; Metazoa; Chordata; Actinopteri; Anabantiformes; Osphronemidae
Product: protocadherin beta-16-like
Exons: 2
Coding region: 392-2992 (866 amino acids)
Biological process (GO): homophilic cell-cell adhesion
Cellular component (GO): plasma membrane
Molecular function (GO): calcium ion binding
Source: RefSeq, a predicted model, not a curated record